GGCCUUUGUUGAUGUGAUUCCUCGUGAACGCGCAGGACAGAAACUGUCCCGGUGCCUUCGACCGAAACCACCGACCGCAUCCGCGCACCUUCCGCGGCGCUCUCUCGCUCCGUUUCGGCGUGGAUGCCGCAGAAAGCCCGGUCGGAGCUCCAAGCUGGAUCUGCGCGGCUCUCCCCGGCGGUUUGAGAGCGAGGCGGCGGGCUGGGGGAUGGAGGUAGAGUCCGGGCUGUGAGCUGCUGCGGGGGGCGGUGUGGGGGUCGCUGGACUCCGGGCCUGCUUUGUUCUCCGGGGCUCGUUGUUCCAGCCGAUACCGGGGCUACGGUUACGGGGGUUCCGGGUUUCCAGCCGAUCUGGUUCUGCGUUGAGGUCGCGGUGCAGAGAGAGUCCUGAAGCGGAUCCGUGAGGCUCCUUUUGUCCGCUCCUCCCCCACCUCUCCUCCUCAUCCCUCCGCCAUGGCUCCGGUCCUCCGGUUCUGCUGCCUGCUGCUGCUGCUGCCCGCCGUCCGGGGCUCGUUUCCCCGCAGCGGGGCGGACUGCGGCCCCAGGAAGACGGCCGACUGUCCAGAUCUGUCGGAGAAGAAAAGCGACCUGAGAGUCUGUGACGCUGGAACGUGUCGAUUUGGAGGAAACUGUAGAGAGAACGGAGGCGACAUCAAGUGUGUGUGUCAGUUCCACUGCCAUAAGAAGUACGUUCCUGUGUGCGGCUCCAACGGAGAUACGUAUCAGAACGAGUGUUUCCUGAGGAGGGCGGCCUGCAAGAAGCAGAGAGCCAUCACCAUCGUAUCCGAGGGACCCUGUUACCAUGACGGCAGCUCAGGAUCUGGAGAUGGAGAUGGCGAAGGCUCCGGUCGUGGAAAAAAGACCUCGAAAUGUGGAAACUGCAAGUUUGGAGCCGAGUGUGAUGAAGACUCUGAGGACGUUCUCUGCAUGUGUAACAUCGUGUGUAAUGGCCACAACGACAACCCGGUGUGCGGCAGCGACGGUGUCACCUACGACACGCCGUGCCAUGUCCGUGAGGCAUCCUGCCUCAAGCAGCUCAAGAUCGACAUCAAGCACGUGGGCCGUUGCCAAGAUAAGAGCAGGAAGGACGACGGCAUGAAAAGCAAACCGGACAUCUAUGCUGUGUCCAAGCCCGGCAAGGGGGAGGGGGUUGUGGACAGCCCCGCCCCCUGUCCAGAAGACUACGCCCACUUCUGUGAACACGGGCACUGUGAGAUGAGACACAACCUGCCCACCUGCAGUUGUGAGUCUGCGUAUGGCGGGCCCCAGUGCGACCAGCUGCUGGACUUCAACGUGCUCUACGUGGUCCCCAGUGGUCAGAAGUUGCACUAUGUCCUCAUCGCCGCCAUCAUCGGCGCCGUGCAGAUCGCCGUCAUCGUGGCUGUGGUCAUGUGCUUCACCAGGAGGUGCAACAAGACGACGCGAGGACGCCGUCAGAAGCAGCAUCUGGGACACUUCCCGUCCGGGACGUCCUCCAGGAUGAUGUAGUUUUUAUAGAUCCAGCCGGUCCUCUUUUCCUACCACAGACAGACUGCAUAUUUUAUAUCUCCACUUUUUGGUGCCUCUUUUGUUGUCGCCCUUUUUUUCUUAGAAAUGAUUUGUGAAUUUUUGAAGGGGCCUUAUUUUUCAGAUUUGUUCUGUCUGGUUUGUGUUGUCAGACUCUGAACCACUGUGGAUCCUCCCAAUGCAAACAUUUGUCCAACUGUCCACCGGAGACACAGCGUCUUUCUGUUCUCACCCUGUGGGACGCAAACCAUCCAUCUCCAAUGUAAUGGCUGUGAGAUGUCCAGGAGAUUUCUUCUGCUGCGUCAGUUAAACCUCAGCUCUCAGCAGAGCCUCAAGUUAUCCGACCUCAGCGGAACUUUUUUUCUACUUCCUGUUCUGCUCUCUACACGUUUCUUCAUCAGAAUGAAACUUUCCUGGCAUUAAAUCUGGACUUUUCUACAGAUAGAUUUAUCUUUACACAUUAAACACGUCCAGACAUCAGUCAGAUCAGCAGGUUUGAUCUCUAAAGCCGAGACGGAACAACAACAUCUGAGGAACCUUUAGAGAUAAAAACCUGGACGUUCCUCAUCAUCACUGACCAAGGAUAUGUGAUGUUGGACAGCAAAUCAAUGACCUGAGAGUCUGGAGGAGAUGAAAUAUGAACAGACAUUUUAAACCUCUUCAACAUAAUUUCAGACGAUUUUUGGACAAUUUUUAAGACACAACAACGUAAAUAAGACAACAACGUAAAUAAGACAUUUUUGGAUGAUUUUUGGAUGAUUUUUGGAUGAUUUUUUAGUGGUUCUGAACAGUUUGAUACGUUUCGGUUUAAUGUUUGAGUCGUAGAAUCUCAGUUCUGCCUGAGAACUAUUUAAACUCCAGAACCGUCCUGGGAUCGGACCGUCCAGCGGUACUUCAGCUUCUAGGACUCGUCAAACCUUCUCAGUCGGCAGUAACUUCCUUCUCAUUUCUUCUUCACCAGUCGACUUCUGAUGAUCAGUUUGUCAAUGAACUCAAAGAUGGAACUUUCCAGUGUUCUUAUUUCAUCUCCUCCAGAAUCUGAUGUCAUUGAUCUGCUGUCCAACAUGACAGAUCCUGGAUCAGUGAUGAUAAGGACCUUUCACGUUUUUAUCUUUGACGGUUCAUCAGAUGUUCUUCAGACUCAGGAUCAGAGAUCAGACCUGCUGGAAGUGAGUCAACCGGUGAUUUUAAAACUAAAUUGAAACAUCCAGAUUUUCUGAUGAAGGAACUCAGAGCAGAAGGCAGCUGAGGACAUUCUGUUGAUGUUUGACUGAAACUCCAGCUUUGGUUGUUCUGUCUGAUAAACUUCAAACCGAUCCGUCCGUCUGACCACCGGCUGUCCAGUAGUUAAGAAAAACCACUCAAACCAACUAACGAACCAUCAGCUAAGUUAGGUAGUACUGACUGAAGGUGGAAACGACAACGUAAAGAAGACACAACACGAAGAAGACACAACAACGACGUAAAUAAGACAACAACAACGUAAAUAAGACAACAUAAAGACAACAACAACAACACAAAGAAGACAACAACAACGUAAAUAAGACACAACACCACAAAGAGGACACAACAACAUAAAUAAGACAACAAAGAAGACAACAUAAAGACAAUGUAAAUAAGACAACAUAAAGACAACAACACAAAGAAGACACAACAACAUAAAGAAGACAACAACACAAAUAAGACACAACAGCAACACAAAGACAACAAUGCAAAUAAGACAACAGCGCAAAAAAGGACAACACAAGACGCAACACAAAUAAGACACAACGUAAAUAAGAACACAAAGACAACACAAAAACACAACAACAAUGUAAAUAAGACACAGCAAUGCAAAGAAGACUCGACAACAUAAAUAAGACAAAACAACACAAAUAAAACAACGUAAAUAAGACACAACAAUGUAAAUAAGACAUGAAAACAAGACAAAAAACACCAGGAAGGAGACAUGAAAUGACAAAAACAAGACACAAAACUUCAAAAUACCAGGAAGGAGAAGGUCCUGAUGUUAGUAAAUGUAGAUCAGCUGUAGUUCCUGGUUGUUCCAGCAGGUGGAGCCUCUUCCUGUUUAAUCCUGUAGAGACCAGAGGAGGUUAAAGCAGAGAACAUUGUGGGAGUUUAGCUGGUAAAGGGGCACCAUGACAAAGACUUCUGUUCUCCUUAAUGACCUCCAACCAGAGCUUCUGAAGUCCAGUUGCUGAGGAUCUGAUUGGUCCAAACUCAUCUCCACACUGAACUAAACUACCCUUCAAAAUAAAAGCAGGUGAGUUAGUAUUAACUGACUGGUUUGAGUCAUUUUUCUAAAUUCUCUGGUUCCUGUGCUCCUCUGACGGUCAUCUGGAGAUCAUUGGACAAAUCAAGAUGUUUCCUGAAGCAAUCGGUGAAUCCAGACUCUUAAAGGGAUUAAUUAGUGGAACGUCCUGUUAAGUCCACGUUCCUGCUUCUCUUUGGAGAAGAAACUCUCAAUCUGCUCACAGGAAGCUGAACCACCAAAUUAAAAGACUUCCUGUCUGAGCUGAGUGGCUGGAUGGUGUUUUAGGGACCAAACUGCCAGCUCCUAGGGGGCGCUCUGCUGCACCAGGGACCACAGCACCCCCUCCAGGUGUUCUGGCGUCGCUGCAUCUCACGGGGUUCCUGACCAACCAAAACCCUGUUUUUUCUACUGUACAGACGUCAUCGGGUUUGUUCUGUUUGUUUGUGCUCUGAGCAGCUGCCGGUAAUUUAAAUGUGUUUGUGAGUAGCGACGGUACAACGGUCUGCUAGAAGAGUAGAGGUCUGCAUGAAGCCGUGACGUGAUGUGCAACUGUAGCUAGAAUUAAAGAUCCUAUUGGAACCCGA
This is a messenger RNA of Amphiprion ocellaris (clown anemonefish), 4343 nucleotides long. RefSeq names its product tomoregulin-1. The record is from RefSeq and is a predicted model, not a curated record. Bases 453 to 1487 code for a protein of 344 amino acids. The transcript is spliced from 10 exons. Lineage: Eukaryota; Metazoa; Chordata; Actinopteri; Pomacentridae. Gene Ontology annotation, molecular function: protein binding.